This is a messenger RNA of Musa acuminata AAA Group (dessert banana), 1175 nucleotides long. RefSeq lists its product as uncharacterized. Gene Ontology annotation, cellular component: chloroplast. The coding region runs from base 47 to 970 and encodes 307 amino acids. Gene Ontology annotation, biological process: protein folding. Gene Ontology annotation, molecular function: protein homodimerization activity; adenyl-nucleotide exchange factor activity; protein-folding chaperone binding. The transcript is spliced from 3 exons. Lineage: Eukaryota; Viridiplantae; Streptophyta; Magnoliopsida; Zingiberales; Musaceae. The record is from RefSeq and is a predicted model, not a curated record.
AUUAGAGACGGAGAAAGCCCUCUCGGGUUGGUGGAUUGCUCUCGUCAUGGCCGCCAUCACCAGUCACUCCCUCUCCUUCGCUUCUCGCCGCCCACUCUCGGCCUCCCGACCCACCAAAACCCAAACUCCGACAGCGCUCCCUGUCCACCGGCACCCGAUAGGCAGAUCCGCCCUCUCAUCUUCGCAGCCGCCCCGGAGACCCUUCAAGGCGUGCGUCAAUGUCGCAGAUUCCACCUCAAAGACUAUAAAUGGUGAUGAAGAGAACCAGAUGUCAGGAGCAGUUGAUAAAAAAGACCUGCCUGCAAUGAAGACCCUCAUUCAAGCUUACAAGAAGGCUAUUAUAGAUGGAGAUGAAAAGAGUGCCCAAGAAAAUGAGACUCUGAUAUGUAUUACUGAGAAUGAGAAGAAUAAUUUGACUGCAAAAUUUGCAGAGAUCACAGCAGAGAUAGCUUCUGGCAAGGAAAGUUUCCUUCGACUGAAAGCUGAUUUCGAGAAUUUUAGAAAACAGUCUGAGAAGGACCGCCUUAACUUUACAUCCGAUAUACAAGGGGAUGUGAUUGAGAGUUUGUUGCCCAUGGUCGACAGUUUUGAAAACACCAAAAAGGAGAUAAAACCGGAAACAGAGAAGGAGAAGAAGAUCGAGACAAGUUAUCAAGGCAUAUACAAGCAGUUUGUGGAGGUCAUGAGAAGCUUGGGUGUGGCUCUGGUAGAGACUGAGGGCAAGCCGUUUGAUCCUUCUAUCCAUGAGGCUAUUGCAAGAGAAGAAUCCCAACAGUUCAAAGCCGGCAUUGUCUCACAAGAGCUCCGUCGUGGAUUUGUUCUGGGGGAGCGGCUGCUCAGAACAGCGACUGUCAAAGUUUCCACUGGCCCGGGUCAAGUGAAAGGUAGUUCGGACGCCGAAAGACCUUUGGAGCAGCCUUUGGAAGCUAAAUCUGAUGAGGAUUCAAGCCCAACAACAAGCAACAGCUAGUUUACAAUAUGGGUUCAAAAUCAUCUGGAGGAACUGUUUAUUGAGGUAGAGUCACAGUGAAAAAGCAAAGCCAUUUUACAGCCCUAAAACUUGGGUUUUACAACCUCUCUUCCCAGCCGUAGUUCUAUUGGGAACAUCUAUUGAGAAUUAUUAACAACAGUGUUCUGAUUUUGCUAUGGAAUGACAAUUAUCCUGAUUUCUUAUA